Messenger RNA from Kockovaella imperatae, 1378 nucleotides. Its product is annotated as 3-deoxy-7-phosphoheptulonate synthase. Gene Ontology annotation, biological process: aromatic amino acid biosynthetic process. The transcript has 7 exons. Lineage: Eukaryota; Fungi; Basidiomycota; Tremellomycetes; Tremellales; Cuniculitremaceae. Gene Ontology annotation, cellular component: cytoplasm. Gene Ontology annotation, molecular function: 3-deoxy-7-phosphoheptulonate synthase activity. The record is from RefSeq and is a predicted model, not a curated record. The coding region runs from base 152 to 1288 and encodes 378 amino acids.
UGUUGGAGUGACAUAGACGCCGAGUGAACAGUUGAGAUCAACACUUCUUCUAACGAGAGCUGCAGACCUUGCACGCAGCUGUCAAAUCUGCAUAUAACGCAUUCUGCAAUCUCAUUCUCGACGCCCCCCUUCCCCCCAGCCCCCCUUCGUCAUGAGCGGCACCGCGACACCUGAAAAGCAAGGGCCACUGGACGACAGCAACGUGCUAGGUUACGAUCCCCUGAUCCCUCCUGCUCUUCUGCGCCACGAUCUUCCCGUACCUACCGACGCCUCCGAGACGAUUUCAGCGGCUAGACGGACUGCCUCAUCUAUCGUCCGUAGAAAGGAUCCCAAGAAUAGGUUGCUGGUCAUUGUCGGACCAUGCAGUAUCCACGACGUCGAUCAGGCGAAAGAAUAUGCCAGGAGAUUGAGGCAGGGUGUUAAGGAUGGUCUAUGGGAGGGUUUGGAAGUAGUCAUGAGGGUGUACUUUGAGAAGCCUCGAACGACUGUCGGUUGGAAAGGGUUGAUCAAUGAUCCCGAUAUCGAUGGCUCUUUCAAGAUCAACAAGGGUCUCAGGAUGGCUCGAGAGCUCUUGACCGAUAUCAACGUUAUGGGUAUGCCUGUAGGCUGUGAAUUACUAGAUACCAUCAGUCCACAAUUUAUCGCCGACUUGAUCACGUGGGGAGCCAUCGGGGCGAGAACGACGGAAUCUCAACUUCACCGAGAGCUCGCUUCGGGAUCAGGUUUCCCCAUAGGAUUCAAGAAUGGAACGGACGGGAGUGUCAGCGUGGCCAUCGACGCCAUGCAGAGUGCGCUACAUCCUCAUUGUUUCAUGGGUAUCAACAGUCAGGGAAUGGCCAGUAUCGUCAAGACGGCGGGAAAUAAGGCGACUCAUGUGAUCCUGAGGGGAGGAAGUGGAGGACCGAACUAUGCCGCCGAACACGUCAACAAGGCACUCGCAGCUAUGGAGGCCAAAUCUCCCAAUGCUAAGCCUAGCAUCAUGGUGGACUGCUCCCACGGAAAUUCAUCAAAGAAUCAUUUGAACCAGCCGAAAGUAGCGGCGGACAUUGCAGAGCAGAUCGCUUCAGGGCAAGAAGGCAUUGUUGGGGUCAUGUUUGAGAGCAAUCUCAAAGGUGGCAAGCAGAGUUCUGACAAGGGCCGUGAGGGUCUCGAGUACGGAGUAUCCAUCACGGAUGCUUGCGUCGAUUGGGAGAUGACUGUCGACAUGUUGAACAAUUUGAACGAGGCUUCUUUGAAACGUCGAGAAUUGCUCAAGAGCCGGUUGACAAAUGGCAAUGGCCACGCUUAGGCAGCGUGACCAUAUGCAGGCCGACCCACGAGAAAAAAAAACCUGAUGUAGACGAUCAUCUUGUACUAGUAUGCAUCACAUCCGCCAUCA